Messenger RNA from Closterium sp. Naga37s-1, 816 nucleotides. The record is from the annotation of a GenBank genome assembly. Lineage: Eukaryota; Viridiplantae; Streptophyta; Zygnematophyceae; Desmidiales; Closteriaceae.
AUGCUUCUCGCCAAAAAGUACAUGCUGUGCAACAUGGCGAUCACUGAGAUCCUUCACCUCUUCAAGAACCCACUGCUGCGCACUGCGGACCUGGAGGGAUGGUUGACGCAUCGGGAUCUCGAGAAGUUUGAGAGCUUGGUGUAUUUGCCGGAGGAGAACCGAUGGGAGACGGUGGAAAUCGAGGUAGCCCACGAGAUCGGCUCAGUGACCUUCCGAUACCGCCCUAUCAUUGCGGCGGCCGUCAAGCCACUCGGCUUUGUGCUCGCGCUCAUCAUCUUCAGCGACGCAACGAACCUGACAGCGAAUGGACGGCAAACGGCUCAUCCGUUUGUGGUGUCGUUUGCAAACAUUCCAGAGGCCGAGAGAUGGAAAUCGGGAGGGACGGAGGUGGUUGCGCUCUUUCCGCCGUUGCCAUCCGACAUGGCGGCAGAGGAGAAGAUGCGCGUUUUCCAGGAGGCACUGCGGAUUGUGUUCGGGCCAGUCAUCGCACUCUCUUCGCCAGAGAGGGGCAACAUCUACCGCGCUGUGCCACUCGACAUCAUGCAUGUGGUGGACAAGGGAUUCUGGCUGCAUUCUAUGAAGUCCCUUCUCGCGUCGCUCACCCCCACUGAGCGAGCGAUGCUUCUAGGAGUUGUUGACGCUCAUGUGCUGGCGUACCCCUACCAGCGGUCCGAGUGGCGCCUUGUGAAGGUCCACUUGCUGUCCCACCUAUCCACCACGAUUCGGGACAGGGGCAUGUCGCUGCAGUACUCGAUGAAUCAAUACGAGCACUCGCACAAGACCACCGCGAAGCGCCCGGCCCGUGGCGGCAACUAG